Messenger RNA from Gastrolobium bilobum, 1035 nucleotides. Its product is annotated as transcription factor MYB111-like. The transcript has 3 exons. The record is from RefSeq and is a predicted model, not a curated record. NCBI's taxonomy places the organism in Eukaryota, Viridiplantae, Streptophyta, Magnoliopsida, Fabales, Fabaceae. The coding region runs from base 1 to 1035 and encodes 344 amino acids.
AUGGGGAGAGCUCCUUGUUGUGAGAAAGUGGGGUUGAAGAAAGGAAGAUGGACCGCUGAAGAGGAUAAGAUCUUGACCGAUUACAUCCAUGAAAAUGGUGAAGGAUCAUGGAGGUCCUUGCCCAAGAAUGCGGGUUUGUUAAGGUGUGGGAAGAGUUGCAGACUAAGAUGGAUCAAUUAUUUGAGAGCAGACGUGAAGAGAGGAAACAUCACUCCUGAAGAGGAAGAGAUUAUUGUUAAGUUGCAUCAUGUUCUUGGUAAUAGGUGGUCUGUAAUAGCAGGUCAUUUACCGGGACGAACUGAUAAUGAGAUAAAGAAUUAUUGGAACUCUCAUUUGAGGAGAAAGAUUUACUGCUUCAUGAAAUCUCUAAAUGAGUCUCUGCCACCUAUUGACAUGGUUGCUGUGAACGAAGCUGCUACAUCCAAGAGAAGAGGUCGAGGAACAAGAAAUAACACGGCCAUGGAAGAGGACAAGAACAUGGCAUUGAGACAAAACUCCCUUGAAUCAAUGCCUAAAAGCAAAGCAGCAACUUCACAAAGUUGUAAUAUAGGAGAUGCUGAAGAAAUUUCGAUGAUGGAUGCUUAUUAUGAAAUGGAGGGUAAUGCAAAUACUACAUUUGCAUCAUACCCCAAUAUGAAUGGAGAUGUUGAGGGCUUAGGACUAUAUCAAUGGCCAGAUGAUGAAAUUAUGAAACUUAGUCACAUGUUUGAAAGUGGGGUACUUGUAAAUCCAAGUAGGAAUGUAACCCUUAAGGAAGAGCCUAAUGGACAUGACUGUGGGCAAAUGCAUAUGGAUAUAAUGGGAACAAGUGAUCAAGAGAGAAAGAGUGGAGUUUGGAGCUCUUCAAAUGCAGAGUGUGGAGAGUGGUACACUAGUUGUUCAUCAAUGAAUUCUGCCAUUGAUCAUCAGUGGCCUGAUUGGGAUUUGGCAGAUAAUGUUCAAUCACAUAAUGAAUGGGACCUUUGUGAAGAAGACCAAAUGGUGGAUUGCUUGUGGGGUACUGGCAUUGGUGAAGUAAAUGGUUUUCAUCAGUAA